This is a messenger RNA of Cicer arietinum (chickpea), 1076 nucleotides long. RefSeq names its product protein transport protein sft2-like. Gene Ontology annotation, cellular component: membrane. Gene Ontology annotation, biological process: vesicle-mediated transport. Lineage: Eukaryota; Viridiplantae; Streptophyta; Magnoliopsida; Fabales; Fabaceae. The record is from RefSeq and is a predicted model, not a curated record.
AAGUGAGGCCCAUCCAAUCCACAACACAACCACCCCGCAACUACCGCCACCACCACUCACAUUUUUCAUUUUCAAUUCCCAUUCUUCAGCAUACAUCGGUGUGGGUCCCACCACUACUUUCUUCUUCUCAAAAGAGUAAAAAAAAAUGGUGUAGAAUUAACUGAAUUCCAAAAAUGGAGGGGUGGUUCUCAACCUCAAGCUCACCCAUUGAAGAUCAGCAGAAAUUAGGUUCCUCUUCUCUGCUUGCUGAUUGGAACUCUUACGCUUCAUCUCAGCAGGAACUUCAACCUUCCAAUUCUGCCAUCAGCUUCGAUCUCGAAUCUGCUGUUAGAUCCGCCAACAACACCGUCACUGGCACUUUCAGCGUGGUUUCUAAAAGUGUGAGAGAUAUACCUGGAAAUCUCCAGUCUGCGACUAGUAGUGUUCCUUCUGGCAAAGCACUCCUGUAUUUUGGUUUGUUUCUGGCGAGCGGAGUCUUCUUCAUUUUCAUUGCAUUUACCUUGUUCCUGCCCGUGAUGGUGGUUAUGCCCCAAAAGUUUGCUAUAUGCUUUACUCUUGGGUGUGGAUUUAUUAUUGGGUCAUUCUUUGCUCUAAAAGGGCCAAAGAAUCAGCUUUCUCACAUGACGUCGAAGGAGAGGCUCCCAUUCACACUGGGGUUUAUAUGCAGCAUGGUUGGUACCAUUUAUGUAUCAAUGGUGCGUCACAGCUACAUUCUCUCCGUUGUAUUCUCUGUUGUACAGGUUCUCUCACUUGGAUACUAUUCUAUAUCAUAUUUUCCCGGUGGAUCUGCUGGAAUGAGAUUUCUGACUUCUGCUUUAACGUCCAGAAUAAUGAAUUGUUUUGGGAGGUGAUUUGGUUUUGGUUAUUGUUUUUUUAUUGGGAGGGAAAGAGGGUCAGAUCUAAACUUUGUCUAUAGUUAGCUAAAACUUUGAACUGACCCAGGACAGGACAAUGCUGAGACAGCAGAGUUGAAGCAUCAUCUAACAUGUCCUAAGAUUUCAUUAUUUGUUGCCCCAUCUGAAUGAGAAAAUUGGUUGACUUCUUUUCCACAAGUUGUGUAAUCUUUAUUGCUGGUA